AUGCCUGUGGAGUAUGUACGCUCGUACAAUUUGCCCUCGGAUAAGCUGAAGCAGUACCUACAAGAACAAUUCCCCAGCACAUUCAUUCACUUGCGUGACAAUGGAAACGAUAGCUAUGCCGUAGUGCUACCUCGUGGCUUGACUCAGGCUCAGAAAGACGAUGUCAAGGGUCUUCGCUCUGGAGAAUGGCUCAACGUACCGACAUCACUUGUACCGAGACCGCUGGAGCAGUCACCCUCGUCGAUCGAUGGCUCUAGAAAAGGGGAACGGUCAGAUCAUAUCGCUCUGGAUGUAGUCGACUCGGACCAAAGAUCACAGGCCUCUACACCACGAGGAUCAACGUUUGCUAGCUUCUUCGCCUCACAAUAUGGUAGACAGAUGGAGCUGUCAACACCCGCAGCAGCUCCUCAACCAGCCCAGGAGAUCAACCCCUUGCUUCAGUUUGGAGGUGCAAAUGUCGCCGCUGAUACUGCUGCGGUUGCUCCUACUGGCAGCCCGAGUCCCAUGGAUAAUAGAGCUGCGUUUCAGAAGCUUAUCCUUAAGCUCAAGAAGCAGCGUGUAUCAAACACUCCACCGUUUGCUGGCGGUUUCUCUGGCGGUUUCUCUGCCCCGCCCGCCGAACCCGAAUGGGGCCCGUCAAGUUCCCUUGCAUCACCGAGUCCAUAUUCACCAUUCAACUUGGAGCACCGAGACGGUCCACCGCACAAAAGCUUCUAUGUUGGCAGCAGUGGCCAUACAGCUGCUGGCACAAUCCCGUCUGACUCUGGCUACGCCUCACUUCCGACAAUUUCAACCACAGUACAGAGAAUGACAGACACCGACAGGCUUACCAUCAGAUCCUCGGUUGAAACAAUUGAGGGAGACGUCGACAUCAAGAUAGCUCUUGUUCGGGCUUUUGUAGACGAGAUAACAAGUCGUCUUGCCCCAACUACAUUGAACGGCGUUGAGCAAGGGGAGAAAUUGGAGUAUGCAGUGGAAGCGCUCUUGAAAACGGUUGCUGAGACGCUGGAACCAAUUGCCGAAUCCAAAUCUCAACGACAAGGUGUUCUUUUCCUGAGACAGCAGAGGCGGCGCAUUUCACGGGAAAUAUUGACUGGUGCUCGGAGCACUGAGGGGUCUAUCGAGAGUUCGGGCAACUCAACACCUGUAAACCAAUCCACGCAUGAAGGUAUGGGGUCAGACGAGAUCAUGAAUUGGCUUUCUGAUCAGACACAAUGGCCUCAACUCAUAGAAGAGGACAAUCUUCCGUUAGGAAGUGACGAAAGUCACUAUUUUGAACAAUCGAGAGUGUUUAUCACUCAAAGCGACGCCUUCCGGUGGCUCAUCGACCAGUUGACGGCUACUAUGGAGCUUGCGGGGAUUGAGAAUGUCUCCAUCUUGAACCACUGCAUUAUCACCGAGUUUGACAGACGUGCGAGCCCAAAGCAAGUCGCGUCUGCUGAUUUUGUCAUCAGCGGCCGUUUAGACCUUUUUCUUAAAGAAUACUUUGGUGAUGCAGCAGCUUGCAAUCUCGGCGACGUCUUGGUAGUCGUCAGAAAUGAAGACAAUCACCAAAUGCUUAGUUGCCGACAAUACAUGCGCCAGACUUGGCCAUCAAGUGGCGAAGCCACACUCACCGCUUUACAGAAGGGCCUGGAUGCCUACCAACGAAAUCAAACACAUGAUGCCCAGGAUUCUUUCGACGGAGGAACGAUACGACUCCGGGUGGAGAAGGAGACAACCUCCGUGUUAGUCUGUGCUCCUAAGCUACGAUUAUGCGAUGUUGGUGCCCAGAUUUGCUGGAUAGCUGCCGUGUGUCAGUUUCCUGCAGACGACGAAUGGUUACUUUCAUCUGCUUUUUUGAUUCAUCGUGGUCUUUCCAAUGAUGGUGAGUUUCGCAACGAUCAUCAACCAACUCUUUCUUUUGAAGUAAAUAUCGAAAGAAAGCGGAUCGCUCCCUUGGGCCCGUCAAACCAUGAUUGUUGGAAACUUCUCCUCAGAUCCUCUAAUAUCGUGACCGGGUUUCCAAUCGCGAACCGGACCGCUCGACAGAAAGGUAUGGAGAUUGCUCUCGAAGUAAUGGCACAGUCAGCUGGUGCACAGCGAGUCACUACCUUCGAUGAUAAAAUCGUACUGAAGGGAUUUUCAAGUCUUCUGGUUGCUGUCAGCUGCGACGAUUUGUCGAUCACUUGGCACUAUAUUGAAAGUGCCGACCUUUCGAGAAUUCCGUUCUCCGCUGCAAAGUCGAUUCAUACAGAAGAACUGGAUUUGAGCUACAUGAAAGACAAGCGACAUUUCUUGGGCUGGACGCCAGCUGCGGCUCAAGAAGCAGGAACAAGAAACGCGAAAUACGCCGACAUAACAAGGUCCCGCUCUGAAACCGUAUCUGGUCCUCGUUUUGCACUUAGCGGUAUCAAUCUCUCCGUAUCAAAAUACAUCAGUGGCGGGGCUAGCUUCCUUUUGAGUGAACGAGCAAACAGCCUGCGACUGAAAAGAGAGGGUCCAUUUGAGAGGAAGAUUUACAGUCUAAGCAGAAUGUAUGUGGUUUUGUAUGACGAUCUUGACCACAGAGGAUGGCUUAUAGACGGUGCCAGUGCUGUUUUACACGCAUUGCGCUGUCAGUUGACGAAGCCGCCCUACGAUAAAAGCCGUUUGUUUGAACCAUCCGCGUUCAAAUACUCAGAGGGCUAUGGCGGGCCGGCUGCUUCUAUGGAAGCAUUGUUAAACAUCGACUUUCGAAGAAUGAGGGUUUUCGAGAGUCUCAGUGAAGCAGGCGAGGGUCCACCUGGAGCUGUCAGGGAUACAGAGAAGGUCACGUACUGGACUAUUCAAGGCAUGAUUGAGGAUCUCUGGGACGUUUUCGAGCAGAUGCAUGAUCACCAAGAGAAACUCAAGUCAUCACCUGGGAUUGAGUUGCGCUUUGAUCGUGGGAUGUUGGAAGGGUGGUCCUUUGUCGAUCUCUUGAGCGAACCAGUACUCCAGGCACGAUCAGUGAAGUUGACCUCAAGUGGAAAAGGCUGGGUCGACUUCACUCGUGCUAUCCAGGCUGUAACAUUUCUGGCAAGAGACUUUGGCGAGAUUAUCAAACCGAUACAUGAGGAAAGCAGCUGCUUCAAUUGGGCUCAGGUCCCUCGUGGCAUAGACUACCUAGCAGUCCGCCUACAAUUACUAAAGCAGAUCUCCGAUGUAUACGGGGAUCCAUCGGCCACACCAUUGAAAUUGGCGAACGGUAUUUACUGGCAUAAACCCCAUCAGCUUUUCGAGGAUUGCGGCUGCGUCGCUAGUACUUCUGGAGCGAACUGCGACAGGGUCCAGGUACUUCUUCCAGAAUUUACUCUGGGCCGCAAAACGCAUCCAGGUAUCGAUCUGGCAGAUCAUAGCGUCUUAGGCGACGCCGCUGUCAUCUUCGGUCGUUCCACGCGGCUGCCACGGCACUGGCCGAGCAAGGACCGUUCUAAGGAAUCCAUUCCCACCAGUGGAUCCGGUGCAAGUAUCAGUGAUGAUAGUCGCGGGAGUCCUGGCGGCAGCCACAGUCCAUUUUCAGCGGCUGCUUCGGAGCAAUCCUCCAAGUCAAGUCGAAAUUCACGUUUGUGGUUGCCAUUGGGGCGCCGCGAGCAGAAAUGA
Pestalotiopsis fici W106-1 is the source of this 3603-nucleotide messenger RNA. RefSeq lists its product as uncharacterized. Lineage: Eukaryota; Fungi; Ascomycota; Sordariomycetes; Amphisphaeriales; Sporocadaceae. The record is from RefSeq and is a predicted model, not a curated record. The transcript is spliced from 6 exons. Bases 1 to 3603 code for a protein of 1200 amino acids.